This is a messenger RNA of Bacillus rossius redtenbacheri, 3946 nucleotides long. Its product is annotated as homeotic protein ultrabithorax-like. Gene Ontology annotation, biological process: negative regulation of transcription by RNA polymerase II; anterior/posterior pattern specification. Lineage: Eukaryota; Metazoa; Arthropoda; Insecta; Phasmatodea; Bacillidae. Gene Ontology annotation, cellular component: nucleus. The record is from RefSeq and is a predicted model, not a curated record. The coding region runs from base 665 to 1594 and encodes 309 amino acids. The transcript is spliced from 3 exons. Gene Ontology annotation, molecular function: DNA-binding transcription factor activity, RNA polymerase II-specific; RNA polymerase II cis-regulatory region sequence-specific DNA binding.
CGCUGCGAUAGCAAGUGCGGCGCUCUGAGGUCUGGCCACGCGUCUCGGCUGUCGUCGCGAUCCUCCGUCACGGUUAUCGCCUCGCCCUCUUCACCCCGCGCUCACGCAAACUAGUCAUCGCCAUCAUAACCCUUUUUAUUUAAUUCUCAUAAUUUUUUAUUUCCUGUUAUUAAUUGAUAAAAACAAAAAUUAAGGCAAGGUUUACAGUUUCGCAACGUCUGCAAGGGACUCAUCAAAAUGACAAUUCUACCCGGAAGAGGUGCUACGUGAUAUUGUUUUUAAUUUAAUUUUUUUUCCUGAUGAGUUAAAAGACAAGAACAUGUUUUCCUCGAUCGUGUUGCAGCUGUAGUAAUAAAAAUAAAACUGUUCUCGGGACUUUUUUUUUUUUUGGUUGAAUCUAAUCGCAAGAUAAAGGCUGUCUGUGGGUGAGUGCAGGGUAUCUUUACUGCUGUAUUAUUGGCUGCUCGGCGGCGAGAGAGGCGUUUAAAGUGUCGUAAAAGAUUGUUUUCGCUCCGUCUCUCUCGCGCUGUCUCGGCGGGAGCGGGUUAUAGCGUCGUAAAAGCCGGCGGGCGAGCGAGAAGCGAAGGGAAGGAAGGACUGCGGAUGGGGUAGCCCCGCGCAGUGACUGAGUGCUCGGGACAGUCGGACAGGCGCGAGCUCCGAGAUGAACUCGUACUUCGAGCAGAGCGGCUUCUACGGCGGGCACCACCACCAGGGCGCGGCGGCGGCCACGCACCACCACGACCAGGCCUACCGCUUCCCGCUGGGCCUGGGCAUGUCGCCCUACGCCUCGUCGCAGCACCACCACCACUCGCUGCACCAGGCCCGCCCGCCGCAGGACUCGCCCUACGACGCCUCGGUGGCGGCCGCCUGCAAGCUCUACUCGUCCUCGGGCGUCGACAACCAGGGCGGCGCCGCGCCCGGGGGCGGCUACGGCAAGCCCGACUGCUCCAAGACGCCCGACCAGCAGAACGGCUACGCCGCCGCCGCCGCCGCCGCCGUGAAGGAGGCGUGGCCCAACGGCGCCGGGGGCGGCGGCGGCCCCGUGGUGCGGCCCGCCGCCUGCACGCCCGACUCGCGCGUCGCCGGCUACGGCGCCGCCUCCGUGGGGCUGGUGGGCGGCGACCCGGCGUCCAGCCCGGGCGCGCCGGCGGCGGCGGGGGGCAGGACCACGGCGGCGGCGCUGGCCUCGUGGAACACGUGCUCGCUCAACUCCGCGCCCAGCCAGCCGCCCGUGGCCACGCAGCUGCACCAGCAGCCCGCCAACCACACCUUCUACCCGUGGAUGGCCAUAGCAGGCGCCAACGGCCUGCGGAGGAGAGGCCGCCAGACCUACACGCGCUACCAGACGCUGGAGCUGGAGAAGGAGUUCCACACGAACCACUACCUGACGCGGCGGCGGCGCAUCGAGAUGGCGCACGCGCUCUGCCUCACGGAGCGCCAGAUCAAGAUCUGGUUCCAGAACCGCCGCAUGAAGCUGAAGAAGGAGAUCCAGGCGAUCAAGGAGCUCAACGAGCAGGAGAAGCAGGCGCAGGCGCAGAAGGCGGCGGCUGCGGCGGCGGCGGCGGCGGCGCAGCAGCAGCAGGCCGAGUAGGACAGGGCGUCCGGCUACCUGCAGCAUGGCGGCGACAAGACGCCGCCCCUGCCGGAAGAGCGCGACUUCGGCGCGGACGCCGGCCGCCCCCAGCCGCCCCCGGACGCUAUCGCCGCCGCCUGGAGGAGAGACUUUGCCCUCGACGCCAGCUCGUGGAACUGGAAUUACUAUUAGCGGAGGAAGGUCUUAGGCCCAGCGCACGCGAGACAUAACCGCCCUGCCAGCCUGCUCGGAGAACCCUCCGUGCGACGAAAAAAACAAUCCAACCAAAUUUCACGUAUUUCGCUAAUUUUGCUAAUAAAAUACAUUACACGUUGUCUACUACAAAUAAAUUGACGUUGAUACAUAAAAAGUGCAAAAAAGUAUUUAUAAGUUUUUUUUAAUCUCUAAAAACUUACAAAACUUAUAAACAUUAAUUUUUUUAUUAAUUCUUAUUCACCAUUGUUUUAAUAUUAUUAUUAAAAUUUGAAGCUUUUAAUUGGUGCAUUUAUUAACGCCUUUUGGAUGUCAUAGAAAAUAACCCACCCCCAGGGAGUAAUCAUAUAAAGCUUACGACUAAAUACUUACGAGCUCAGAUUUUUCUUUGCUGGUAAGCGACAGUAAAAAAAUUAUCACCUCAUUUUUGCACUCAAACUUAAUUGGCAGCAUGUACUUAUGUUCGUAUACAACUGCCAGUUAUCUCGUGAUGUAACUCGCAUGGCUGCAUGUGUAGCCUUCUAACUUAAUUGCGGAAUAAAGAGAACAACUAUGUCUCGUGUGCGCUAGAUGCUCCCUAAUUCCGACCACAAAACUGUCUCGUCUGGCGAAGAAACAAGCGUCUCGUCGUCUCUGAAGUCGCGACGGCAGCAAAUCUCAGAAGCAAACACUGCAGGUCCGAAUCAUGAACAACAUAUAUAUUUUUUUGUCAGUGCGAAGUGUGCGUGUGAAAAGUGUGGGACAGCGGAACAACGUGUUAAGUGACCGAAUGUCUCGGCGACGCCUACUUAAAAUUAUUCUCACUGCAAACUCAGAACAGCAUAUUUAUUUUUCCUGUAUUCGGUUUAUGUGUUGGACCCGAAAUAUAACAUGGAACAUGAACUAUAUUUGAUAAGCAUUCUCAUCAUUGAUGUGCAUAGUACGAUUAUAGUGAAUAAAAAUAUUAUUGAUGAAACUGUGGCAUAUAUAUUUUUUGGGAGUAUUUGUGCGUAUGGUUAUUUGUGUGAAUAUAGGUUGUAUGUUUAAAUUAAAAGUAGUCCUAUGUACGAGCAACGUGUUAACGUCUUUGUUUUAUGGAGUGCGUUGUAAAUUAUUAUUGCACUUUUUAAGGUACAAAAUGGCGGUAGUGUUAUAAGAGUACUGAAAAAACACAUAAGUUGAAUAAUGCAAUCAUAUUUAUGUCUGACUGCGACAGUGUUUAAAAAAUGUGAGGGCACACUGAAAUGAAGUUCCAAAUAAUUAUGAGCGCUUGUUAUUUGUACUCGGUGUUCAUCAUCUCUGCUAAAAACACUUAAAAAAUCUAUUUUAUCCUUAUAUAUGUUUGUAUUGUAUUUUAUUGGUUACAUUUGAUAAACAUACCUUACAUUAAUAUAGUUUUGAACUUUAAUCGCUGUUGUUUGAAUGCCGUGAUUUAAAUAUCUGUUGAGAUUAUUUUGAUGUUUGACGUCCACGAAUGCACUUGUUUUUAGUUUUUUCAUUAAAAAUAUAAUUCACUUUAAUUUUAUGUAACAUCAUUUGGUAACUUAAGAAUGGUGAUUUUUUUUUUUGGAGAUGAUAUACAAGUCAUGAGAAAACAUAGUGACAUGUCUGUCUAAAUUUUAGGAUGAUAUUCCGUCGUACAGUGUAAUGAAUUAGACAAACGAGAUUUUUUGAUGAAAACGAUAUACGUAAAAUAGUUCAAUCACUAGAAUAAACCAUUCAGUAGGUUGUAAGCGUUUUGGAAAAAUUUUGUUUCUAACAAAUGAUGUAUGGCUCAUGAGUAAGAUAAUGCAUGCCGCUUUGGCUGUUGAAUUGUUCUUGUAUACGUCAAAAAAAUUGCCAGUGUAAGUGCAUGACUCUAGUUUAAUUACAUAGUAUACGUAAAGCAGGCAAGCCAUGCCUCAGUGAUGUUAAAUGUAUUAAAUUUUUUUGAAGUUUGGUACCUUAUAUUUUUUAAAUCUUUUUUAAUUUGUAGAUUAGAGGAAAUUGUUUAAUGUUGUUGAUUUUUGUAUUAAUUUUGUUUUCUUCCAUUUUGCUCAAAUAUAAAUAAAAAUCUUUGUGCUUACAUACCAGUAUGUGUAAACGUACAUGUAUGUGUGACUGUAAUUUAUUUCAAUAAAAGUCAUUAGUUUUAAAAUAACAUAUAUUUUUUUGUAAUGUAGGUACCUCUUUUGUUCA